Molecule: messenger RNA, 1257 nt
Organism: Laccaria bicolor S238N-H82
Lineage: Eukaryota; Fungi; Basidiomycota; Agaricomycetes; Agaricales; Hydnangiaceae
Exons: 1
Coding region: 1-1257 (418 amino acids)
Source: RefSeq, a predicted model, not a curated record
AUGUCAGGUCCACUCAUUGCAGUGCCUGAAUUUGGAGGUGAGCCGGAAGGCUCUAUCCAAUCUACUGAUUUCUUAAAGAAAUUCCGUCGUUUCAUGAUGUACCUGCAUAUCACCGAGGACGAACGCAUGGUGGAGAGCUUCGGCGACCACCUCAAGUCCAGCUCCCCAGCAGAGGAGUGGUUCAAGGAGCAAGAUGCCUCAAAGAAGGCGUUCAAAGUCGUCGAGGCGGCGUUUUUAGAGCGCUUUCCGCCAGUGGCGAAGGCAAAGAAGACGGAGACGGAAUUGGAGAGGGACUUAUGUGAGCUGCGGCUUAAGGUGGAGGAGUUGGGGAAGAUGGAGAAGUACCAGGGGGAGGAUGUCUGGUCCCACGUCGUCUUCGCCGAAAAGGCGCUCAGUCUCGCAAAGCAAGCUAAAAUCAGCACGGGCACCAACUCCAUCUGGAAAGUCCGCGACGAAUUGCCGGAAAUCAUACGCCAGAAAGUGAAGGAGACGUACGCGAACUGGACCGAGUUUUGCAGUGCGAUAAAGGAGGUGGAGAUGAGCCAUAUUAGGGACGGGGUGAAGAAGUAUCAGAAGGAGAAGGAGGAGAAGGAGAAAGUUGAUGCCGCGAUAGCAGGCUUACACCGCGCACAGCAGCAGCAACGCCGUCCACCACAGCCCACCGUUCCCUUAUCGCCAAUGUCGAACGCUAGCAAUGCAUUGCAAUCAAUGACUAUUCGAAACACACGAAGCACCCCAGCUGCAACCACCAAUACCACCCAGCCUGCAGCCGCCACCAAUGCCAACCCCUUCACAAGCUCAACAGGGGGCCGAGGCAAUCUCUUUCCGCCAGUAACCAACACUGACCGAGACACACUCCGAAACAGCCUCACGUUUUACCCUCUGCAGCCCAACACGCAGGAGGGUAACAGGGUGUGGAUAGAGCAGGCUCGUGAGUGGAUGGCGAAGCAUGGGAACGGUCCUGUCACCAUUGCUACAGGAUUUCCGCUGCGUCCAGGAGGAGCGCCCCCAGGCUCAGGAGAAUGUUACGGCUGUGGUUAUACAGGCCACCACCGUAACAGUGGGCAAUGCACCACAGAGCUUAUCAACCAUCGCGAACGCACUUUCCGAACCAUCUGUGGGCGAAUCCUGCGCUCUGCAUCAGCGGCCCAGGUCAAUCUCGUGGACGACGCAGUCGACAAUUUUCAAAGCUGGCUCGGAGACAGUGCGCUAACAUCUACAAUGAAUCAGGGAAAUGGGGAAGGGCCGCCUGCAUAA